This is a messenger RNA of Triplophysa dalaica, 1504 nucleotides long. RefSeq names its product sirtuin 4 (gene sirt4). The transcript is spliced from 4 exons. Lineage: Eukaryota; Metazoa; Chordata; Actinopteri; Cypriniformes; Nemacheilidae. Bases 137 to 1075 code for a protein of 312 amino acids. The record is from RefSeq and is a predicted model, not a curated record. Gene Ontology annotation, molecular function: NAD+ binding; NAD-dependent protein lysine deacetylase activity.
CAAGCUUUCACUACAUUUCCCAUAAUCCAUCUUUGUUACAACACGGAAGUUGUUAUUUUGACGACCUCAACAACUGAGAGCUCAAUAGUAAUUUAUUUUGAAUCAACGUAACCUUUUGGUGUUGAGGAUUUUGUUAAUGCAGAUGCUGUUGUCAUGGCGAUCCCUGCCUCCAAGUGUGGCACUAGGAAGACAAGCUUCUACAAUACAAUCGGCAGUCCAGAGAUUUGUUCCUGCAAGUGGCUCAGUUGACUCCAGCGCUAUGGAGCAGGUCCAGGCUAUCGUGUCACAAUCUUCCCGUCUAUUUGUAAUCAGUGGGGCUGGACUCUCCACUGAAUCUGGCAUCCCAGACUAUCGGUCAGAAGGUGUUGGACUGUAUGCACGAACAGACAGACGGCCUAUGCAACACUCAGAGUUUGUGCGCAGUGCGAAAGCAAGGCAGAGAUACUGGGCACGGAAUUACGUGGGGUGGCCACAAUUCUCUUCCCACUUUCCUAAUUCUUCGCACGUUGCCUUAAAGUACUGGGAAGAUAAGGGAAAAUUACACUGGCUUGUCACUCAGAAUGUAGAUGCCUUGCACUCAAAGGCUGGUAGUCAGAGAUUAACUGAACUACAUGGAUGUUCACACAGGGUUGUAUGUUUGGGCUGUGGGAGUCUGUCUCGGCGAGCAGAGCUUCAAAAGCGGUUUGCGGCAUUAAAUCCAGCCUGGGCAGUAAGUGCCGGUGCUGUGGCUCCAGAUGGAGAUGUGUUUCUGGAGGAUGAGCAGGUCAUGAACUUCAGAGUACCUGCUUGUGACGGCUGUGGUGGUAUCCUUAAACCUGAGGUGACGUUUUUUGGUGAUGUAGUGAACCGGGAUACAGUUCAGUUUGUGCAUACCAAGCUGGCCGAAUCUGAUGCUGUGCUUGUGACUGGAUCUUCUCUUCAGGUUUAUUCAGGGUACCGUUUUCUCCUUGCAGCCAGUGAAAGAAAACUUCCAAUUGCCAUAGUAAAUAUAGGACCUACAAGAGCCGAUCACCUUGCUGAUGUCAGGCUGAGCGCUCGAUGUGGAGAAGUCUUGCCAGCCAUUCAACUCUGCUGAGAAGGGGUUAUUACGUCACUGGCUCAGGAACCUUCAUUCAUGACCAUGACGGUCAAUUUCAUGUUUUACAGUCUACAAUAUGAAACAUAGUUUUGAUUUGGGUCAAGGCUUCUUGAACAAUGAUCUGAAUUCUACCUCAAAGUACAAAGGUACUGCAGAAUUACUUUAAUAUAGGCUCUAUUUUAUUUUAAGCAUCGUGACAAAGUAACUGUAUACUUCAUGUAUCUAGCUACUGUUUGAACCAUGAUUUAUUAAAAAGUAAAUCACCAUGACCCUCAAUAAUUUUGGAACUAUUGUCACAAAAAUCAUGAAAUAUUUUUAUUUCAAUCGCUAACGGCGGUAAUGUUAAAGAUUAAGCCCUAUUUAAAAAAAUAAAUCCUAAAUGUACGGUUGUUUGAUACAGUGCUUUGAAACACAUCAGAAUAACGU